Molecule: messenger RNA, 1922 nt
Organism: Podarcis raffonei (Aeolian wall lizard)
Lineage: Eukaryota; Metazoa; Chordata; Lepidosauria; Squamata; Lacertidae
Gene: NUDT19
Product: nudix hydrolase 19
Exons: 3
Coding region: 1-1155 (384 amino acids)
Cellular component (GO): mitochondrion
Molecular function (GO): hydrolase activity, acting on acid anhydrides, in phosphorus-containing anhydrides
Source: RefSeq, a predicted model, not a curated record
AUGAGCUGGCGGUUGCGGCACUGGCGGGAGGCUGCGACGCUGCUGCUGGCGGCAGGCGGGCCGAGCGCGUGUCCCCCUCGGCCCACGGCAGCGGGCGCCUUCGACUACGAGCUGCUCCUGCUGCGGCGGAGCCCGCGGAGCGCCUUCCUGCCCAGCGCCCACGUCUUCCCGGGCGGCGUGGCGGACGCGGCCGACUUCUCGUCCGACUGGCUGCAGCUGCUGCCGGGCGGGCCGCGCUGCGGGCUGGGCUCGGUGCGGGGCGAGUGCCCGAGGGCGCCGCUCUUCGCCGCCGAGCGCCCGGAGCUGGGCUCGCCGCUGCCGGGAGACGUGGCCUUCCGCCUCUGCGCCAUCCGCGAGGCCUUCGAGGAAGCCGGAGUCCUCUUGGUGCUGCCCGGCCCGGUAGCUGAUGCCGCCACGGCCGCCACCACGGGCCCGGCCCGCCUGCUGCCAACCGAGCGCCUCCCGCCGUCCUCGGAGCUGGCUGAGUGGCGGCUGCGGGUGCAGCGGCAGCCCGGCAGCUUCUUGCAGCUGUGCCGCCACCUGAGCUGCGUGCCCAACAUCUGGGCGCUGCAAGAGUGGAGCAACUGGCUGACCCCCGUGGGCCGCGCGGGGCGAGGCGGCCGCCGCUACGACACAGCCUUCUACCUCUGCUGCCUCGGGCAGGCGCCGCCGGUCGCCUCGCACGACGACGGGGAGGUGACGGCCUGCCAGUGGUCAACGCCCUCAGAAGCUGUUGAACUCUUUAAGUCCCAAGACAUCUCGAUAGCACCACCUCAAUUUUAUGAAUUCUGCAGGCUCUGCAAUUUCACAUCACUUCAUGAUCUGCAUAGGUUUGCCUCUGAACGAGCCUUAGAAGGAUGUGAGCGUUGGAUGCCAGUUCUGAUGAUUGCUUCAGAUGGCCAUAUGCAGAUUUUACCAGGUGAUGAGCUAUAUCCAGAAGAUCCCGAUUUUACAGGAGAAAGAAAACCAAUGUUGAUGACAGAUAAAAAGAUUGAAGAUCUAAUGAAAGGCGCCAGUAGACUUCACCGGAUAGUGACACAAGACCAUAAUAAUGUUAAUAUCUAUGUGAAUAUCCAGCCCAAAUAUAAACACAUCAAUCCAAUAACAAUGGACUUUAAAAGGGGUAAUAAUGCAGAUUGCAAUAGUAAAUUAUAAUAUUUUAAAAAUAGUUUAUAUAUUUUUAUAUCUACCAACGCAACGGCAGUUCCUGAAUAAGCUGCCCUGGGAGCUUCACAUCUUGCUAAGCAACAUGUAUUUCAAACGUAGCUGGAAUUAAUACAUUCUUGUGCCACUUUAUCUACAUCAAGCCUUGUGUAAAUGAUUUAGGCUUUCGUUUGUGUACCACAGUAAUUAUUUCCCUGGCUAAAAUUUUGUGCAAAUGUGCCAAUUCUGGGGUGGACAUCUGUCUGCUAAGAACUUGACCUUAAUCUACACAUUUAUGGAUUUAAGGCACUGAAUAGGCAGUGGAGCAAUAGUUACCCAUGGCUACCAAAGACCAUUUGUCAGUAUUGGGAUAAACUGGUCCUUUAUCAAUAUAAUUCAGUGUCUUGAACUAUUCUGCUUUUCUCAUUAAAAUGUGGAGACACUAUGGAUGUUUACUCAAAAGUGAUGCUCUAAUUAGCUGGGAUUCAAAAUGGCAGUUUAGGAUUGCAGCUUUACAUGAGCAUAAGUUCUGUAAAUUCAAUCAAUAGUGAUUAUUUUAAAAAUAUUCAGAAGCUCUGCUUUUGGAAGGCACUUUUCUAGACACACUAAUUUGCUAGUGCUGUCUAACAGCAAUAGAAUUAAUUCCAUUGUAUGGUUGGGUUUUCAGUUUUUAUAUUUCAGAACGUCAACUGAUGUGCAUUUAAAUUAGCAUUUAAAACGCCAAAUUGUAAUUUAUUUUUAGAAUUUAUUUUAAAAAUAAAUAUUUAUUUUUAGCAACA